Molecule: messenger RNA, 635 nt
Organism: Opisthocomus hoazin
Lineage: Eukaryota; Metazoa; Chordata; Aves; Opisthocomiformes; Opisthocomidae
Gene: IGFBP3
Product: insulin like growth factor binding protein 3
Biological process (GO): regulation of insulin-like growth factor receptor signaling pathway
Cellular component (GO): extracellular region
Molecular function (GO): fibronectin binding; insulin-like growth factor II binding; insulin-like growth factor I binding
Source: RefSeq, a predicted model, not a curated record
AUGGUACCUGAGAGGCGUCACCCGCUGCGGGAGGAACAGCGGAGGCAAACUGAGCAGCUGCGGGCCUUCCUGCUGCCGGGACCGCAGGCUGCAGGAAAUUCCAGUGAUUCAGAAGAGGAAGACCAGAGUACCAGCAGCAUAGAAAAUCAGGCCAUCCUGAACUCUCACAGGGUGCCAGAUUCCAAAUCUCAUUCACCACACAUCAAAAUAGAUAUCAUCAGGAAAGUGGAAGCCAAAAACACGCAGCGCUACAAAGUGGAAUAUGAUUCGCAGAGUACAGAUACACUGAAUUUCUCUUCUGAAUCCAAACAAGAGACUGAGUAUGGUCCCUGUCGUAGAGAAAUGGAAGACACUUUAAACCACCUAAAGGUCCUGAAUGUCUUGAGUCCCAGGGGUUUUCAUAUUCCAAAUUGUGACAAGAAGGGCUUCUACAAGAAAAAGCAAUGUCGCCCAUCCAAAGGCCGAAAGAGAGGUUACUGCUGGUGUGUGGAUAAAUACGGACAGCCACUUCCCGGCUAUGAUGGGAAGGGAAAAGGAGACGUCCACUGCUAUAACUUGGAAAGCAAAUGAGGGCUGGGCGCCAGCUCUUCUGGCACCUGUGCGUGGCCGCUGGACCUCGCAGAGGCCUUGGAGGG